Micropterus dolomieu (smallmouth bass) is the source of this 2966-nucleotide messenger RNA. RefSeq names its product SUMO specific peptidase 2 (gene senp2). NCBI's taxonomy places the organism in Eukaryota, Metazoa, Chordata, Actinopteri, Centrarchiformes, Centrarchidae. The record is from RefSeq and is a predicted model, not a curated record. Bases 177 to 2000 code for a protein of 607 amino acids. Gene Ontology annotation, cellular component: nucleus. The transcript has 17 exons. Gene Ontology annotation, biological process: protein desumoylation. Gene Ontology annotation, molecular function: deSUMOylase activity.
AUCAACACUGCAUGACGCACAUCCUUCGCAGCUCAGCACAGUGCUGCUAACACUAAGGCUAAGCUAAGUUAAUGGCAGGCUGUGUGUCGUAGAUCGUUGUUUGACAUCUUAUCUGUAGUGAGACAGUCCUGGCCCGCGUAGAAGACACCGUUACAAUUUUCUCGUAUUUGUCUGGGAUGUAUGGAUGGAUAGUUGACGGAAUAUCGUCGCUGUUUGAGCCCGUUGCGGGGCAAAACCCCACCGAGUGGCCCGGGAAAGGCAACGUUGGCGAGGAGGUACCCACGCGACCUGGCGUGAAAGCGGGAGCACAGCGGCAGGAGAAUCACGGCAGACCGGCUAAACGGAACUACCAGAGUGUUGAUGUUGCAGACAGUGUUUGCCAGAGUGACCAGGUAGAGGUGAAAAGACGCAGACGAGAUGUAGUCAUUAGCUUUGUUAAGAAGACUGUGGCCGGGGUAGCAGGUCUGCUCAGGCUGCGGAACCCGCUGACGACCAAGUGUGAGAAGCCUGGACAUUAUGAAGAGACACAGCAUGUUACUCUGAUGGGGAUAGAUGAGCUCCACACCUCAUGGCUGAACAGUACUGAGUGGAGAAUGAAUAAACCAGUGGGCGGAUUGAAUGAGAGGGGCGGGAAGAAUCCUUUUCAGAGCUCCUCACCUCCUUUAAUGAGGAAAUACAGCGGGGCAGCACUGUCUGCAGGGCUCCCUGACAGGGGGAAGGACAGGGAGAGGAGAGGCUCCCUCCAGCUGCUGCCCUCCAGACCUGCUCUGAGGGUGGGAACCGCUAAUCCUGAUCCAGCCUGCAAUGUCUUUGGACACAACCGUUGCUACAAGCCCAGUCUGACCGUGGAAGAGACUAUAAAGCAGAACAAUAAGGAGCACUACAGGCGCUUGCUGGAGAUGGUGACGGAGAAAUACAGCAAAAGCCAACCACUACCAUUCAACCAAACAAAACCGCAAAAUGAGUUGCUAUCACAGGGUGAUCACAAAAGUGCUGCUUCAGGAAAAGCCUUUGAAUCAGUGCCCAGGAAGAUGGGAUACACAGCUGCCCCAAGUGUGUUUACAUGGAGAAAUGCAUCUGCAACCAAGGACAGGCGUGGUAACUUGACCUUUAGUAAGACGUUCAGUGGAGCCUUUGAGGACACACAGCCUGGUAGAUGUGCAAAGAAACAGGGAGCAGAGUUGGAUCUUUCUACAGAAGUUGCUACUCGCCUCAGUCUAGUGGACAGAGAGACUCCUGCCAUCAGUCUCCCUGACACACAUUCUGCACACACAGCACAUACAAGGCACAGCGAUGAGGACAUACCUCGGCUGACCAAGGAAAUGGCUGCAGAGGUGAGUUGUGCUCUAGCUCAGAGUGAUCCCAACCUGGUUCUUAGCGCGGCAUUCAAGCUUCGCAUCACACAGAGAGACUUGGCCACACUGCAGGAAGGAGGCUGGCUCAACGAUGAGGUGAUUAACUUCUACCUCUCCCUGGUCACGGAACGGUGCUCUAGCGAGGCAACAGCACUAAAAGUCUACGCGUUCAGCACAUUCUUCUUCCCUAAGCUGCGGGGUGGAGGAGGUGGGCAGGCAGGAGGACACACUGCUGUGAAGCGCUGGACCAAGGCUGUCGACCUUUUCCUUUACGACCUCAUCCUGGUACCUCUGCAUCUGGGCGUCCACUGGGCAAUGGCUGUGAUUGAUUUAAAGUCAAAGACAGUGAAGUCAUAUGACUCAAUGGCCCAGAGACAUGAUGACAUCUGUAGUCUUUUACUAAUGUACCUUAAAGAGGAGCACAAAAUAAAGAAAGGCAGAGAGCUUGACAGCCCCAAAUGGACCAUUGGAAGCUUAAGGGCCUCUGAGAUUCCCCAACAAAAAAAUGGCAGUGACUGUGGCGUUUUUGCCUGUAAAUAUGCUGACUAUAUCGCAAAAGGAAGGCCUCUCGCCUUUAAACAGUGCCACAUGCCUCUCUUCAGGAAGUUAAUGAUUUGGGAAAUCCUCAAUCAGAAGCUGCUAUAGGGGAUCGCAACAAUCUCCAUUAACUGCCUAACAGCAGCGACUUUCUCAGUGGGGGGCAACACCUGUGUACAGUAACAUGGUGAAGAAAAAGAACUGAAUGGGCCAAAGAAGUGGACUUCAUUGACUGAAACCUUACCCAGUCUAGCUGUUCUGGUCAAACACUAUUCUUAAGAGUUGGUUAUGUUCUUUUCCCAUCAGGGACGUAUUAAUAUUUUGUAAUCUCUGAGUUGUAAUUGGAGACAUUAUCUGGAUGCAAGAAGUGUAUGAGUUACACAAGUUCUGGCACUACUGACUGAAUGGGUAUUAUUUUAUUUUUUUUCAAUUGACUUUGGAUUGUUUGAAUUUCUGCCUGAAGUGCCUUCUGCCCACUGACACUGAGCUAAACCUUUUCUGUUGUAUAUUUUAGGAAAUUAAUUGGUCAAAGACAAAUUAAAAGUCAGUUAUGAGGAGUUUGACUCAGAAUUAAUUGAAUUAGUGUUGCAGGUCAGUGUUAUUUUGAUGUCAUUUGGAUGUUCCCCUCUCUCCCAAUUGUGAUCAUCAGAGGACCGCAACUUACUACAAGCUAUUUAUGAAACGCAAUCUUAAGAAAUACAGACAAUGAAAAUCAAAAUACCUCUUUUCCAGUCCCUUUUUCAGAAAGAAAAAUGCAUGGUUGAGUGCUUGUAGUAUGUUUGUUUUGCUAUUAUAUAUAUUUAUGACUUGACUGGAUGAGAAAGUGUUUUUGGAGUAUGUAUAGUUUGUUUUUUUUCUCCAUGAGCGGAGCAUAAAUAGUUGUUUCCUCAUACGUAACAUAAGGCGCUGUUAGGAUUGUGAAUCUUUACCAUGAGCAUACUGCAAGAGUCUUAGGGCUAUUACAUUGGCUUACAGUAUAGUAUACUGCAUAGCAAACUACUGUACACAUGUGCAUGUUGGAGUUCAUGCUUUUAAAAAUGUGAUUUCUGUAAUAAAGUAUUCAAUUUUUUAAAA